AGACACGGAAUGGAAGAUUCUAUUGUGAACACUCAGUGAGGAAGAAAGGUUAACAUUGUCAUUUGGUGAAAUGUCGAAAUUGCCAGGAGCGUGUGAGGUUGACUGACUUGACAUAUUCUGGAGUGUAUUUAGAGUUUCCGAAUCAUUCCCAGUCACUGCAUAACGCUAACCAGACUCUCCUUAUUCUUCGAUGGCUAGUCGUCACACCAUUAUUCUAAUGCAGACCUCUCAGAACAGAGCAACUAGGACUUUCAUGGAUUAUGAAUCUAUAACUCAGGCCAUGGACGGCAUAUGUGCACUAUAUGAAAGGAAACUGAAGGAGUUGAAUCCAGCCAUCAGAAAUCUCUCUUAUGAUAUUACUGAUCUUUACAACUUCAUAGAUGGUCUUGCAGACAUGAGUGCCCUAGUAUAUGAUAGUUCAAUUCAUGCUUACUUACCGCAUGAUCGACAGUGGAUUAAGCAACGAACUUUGCAACAUUUGAAGAAUUUAGCACAUUGAUUAGUCCUUUAACUUUUUGGCAAAUUAAUGUAAAGAAAAUGGCCAAAGACUGAACCUGUCUGUUAUGUGGGCUAUACUCCGAUGGCUAUGUAAUAUGAAUAUUACAAACGCUGGCUCGUAAUUAUAUCAAUAGCGUUGGUACUAGUGAAGUUUCAUAAACAAAUGGUUGUUGUGGACUUACCUUCUAUGUCUAGAAGAUUCUGUCUUUUUAAAAAUCUUCAUCUUACAGUUGUAUUAUUAAUUAGUAAGUUGCAUUUUUGAGUUA
Messenger RNA from Cajanus cajan (pigeon pea), 764 nucleotides. RefSeq names its product enhancer of rudimentary protein (gene ER). The record is from RefSeq and is a predicted model, not a curated record. NCBI's taxonomy places the organism in Eukaryota, Viridiplantae, Streptophyta, Magnoliopsida, Fabales, Fabaceae.